Messenger RNA from Cyclopterus lumpus (lumpfish), 1121 nucleotides. Its product is annotated as GTPase IMAP family member 7-like. The coding region runs from base 127 to 1116 and encodes 329 amino acids. Gene Ontology annotation, molecular function: GTP binding. NCBI's taxonomy places the organism in Eukaryota, Metazoa, Chordata, Actinopteri, Perciformes, Cyclopteridae. The transcript has 2 exons. The record is from RefSeq and is a predicted model, not a curated record.
AGACACGCCCUUGCAGUAAGUGAAAGUGAAACUUAAGGAACAGCAGAGGCCCACAGGAGGAAAGAGACACGGAGCUCGUCGACUGGUUGGAACAUUUGACUCUUCGCUGAUUUCACUUCUAAAAACAUGAACAUGUCAAACAGCAAGAGAAUUGCCGUCCUGGGAAAAACUGGAGUUGGGAAAAGCAGCCUGGCUAACACCAUAUUUGGAGGACAAGGGUUCAAGAUCGGACACACUGUGAACUCUGAAACAAGAAGAUGUCAAGCAGUAACUAAAUCUGUCAAUGGAGGAAACAUCACUUUGAUUGACACUCCUGGUUUCUUCGACACAGAUCGAUCUGAGGAGGAGCUGAAGUCUGAAAUAGUGAGGUGCAUCACAGAGUUCGCUCCUGGGCCUCAUGCCUUUCUCAUUGUGCUCAAAGUGGAGAGAUUCACCGAACAGGAGCAGGCUGUCGUCACUAAAAUACAUCAAUACUUUUCUGAAGAAGUUUUACAGUUUGUGACAGUUCUCUUUACUCAUGGUGACCAGCUCCCUGAAGGAGAGACCAUUGAGGACUUUGUCCGUCAUAAUAAGCAUAUGAGGGAUCUGGUGAGAAAGUGUGGAGGCCGCUGCCACGUCAUUGAUAAUAAAUACUGGAAGAACAACCAGCAGGAUGAAUACAGGAACAACCAGUUCCAGGUGAAGGAGCUCCUCAAGACAAUAGAUAAGAUGGUUGAGGAAAACGAAGGAAGAUGCUACACCAAUGAGAUGCUACAAGCAGUGGAGGAAAGAAUAAGGCAGGAGAUGCAACUCAUUAAACAGACAGCAGGAAACAAGUCAGAGGGAGAGAUCAGAGAGGAGGCUAAAGAGAACGUAUUUACGUGGCUUUGGAGCAAAGUGUCUGGUUUCUUAUCAAGUGCAUUGUGGGGAGCCUUUUUGGGUCUAUCAGAGAUGGUGAAAGAUGUUAUCACAGCUUUAACAGGAGGAGGUGGAAUGGCAAAAAUCACAGUGGGAAGGGCAGUUGGUGCUGCUCUAGGAGGAGCGCUGCAAGGAGCUAUUAAAGGACACAAUGCAUCUGAGGGAGCAAACUCACCAGGCGAAGCAGCAACGAAGGCAGCAAACGCUUUCAUGAAGUAAUACAA